AUGGAUGACAUUGAGAUGUACUGGGGCUCUUGGUUCCUCAACGGGUGGACGUUCACAGCUUUUUCAAUCCUCCUCGGAUUUAUCGCCAUCCGCCGCGUCCUCCUACCCAAGCCUCUCGCUGGAAUACCGUAUAAUGAGAAAGCAGCGAGCCAUGUUUUCGGGGAUAUUCCCGAGAUGAUGGGAUACGUCUUGCGAACCAAACGCAUUUUCUGCUGGCUCACGUCCCUGACGACACGCCACAGAAGCCCAAUUAUCCAAGCAUUCAUCAAGCCUGGGUCACUUCCUUGGGUGGUUCUCACCGAUCCCUUCGAGAGUCAAGACAUCCUUCUUCGCAGAAAGGAGUUUGACCGAAGUAGCUUCUUUGGCGAACUCAUCGGAGGGAUUCUGCCGGAACAGCAUAUCCAGUUUCGGUCUGCCGAUCCGAAAUUCAAGAGGCCCCGUAACCUGAUCAAUCAUUUGAUGGCGCCCACAUUCAUCACUCAAGUCAGCGCCCCAGAGGUCUAUAAAUCAAUCAGCACUUUGAUCAAGGUGUGGCAAGUCAAGUGUGAGCAGGCUAAGGGACGACCGUUCUCGGCCCACCAUGAUAUUACCCAUGCGGCACUGGAUUCCAUCUUUGCGUCCUCGUUCGGACUUCCGGAAUCGCAGAGUAUUACUAUGCAACAACUGAAUGCAGUGGAACACUCAGCUCCGGAAAUUCUCGGUGGCACGGAUGAAGAGACUGUUUUUGCAGAAGGCACUAUUCCCGACCUUUUCGCUGCCGUCCUCGCCUUGACCAACUCAGUUACUGACACGCAGCUGUCACCGGCACCAGUUCUCACAUCCUGGGUUCUCCGCAAGUUCCCUUACAUGAAAAAGGCUACAGCUGUCAAGGAUGGCUACAUUCGUGAUAGAAUCACCGAGUCGGUGCAACUCAUUGAGGGCGGGAAAACGGAGCCUUGGAGCGCACUUCACUCAGUGCUCUUGCGGGAGAGAGAAGUCGCCGUCAAAGAGGAUCGCCAGCCGGACUACUACAAGCGUUCCAUCUUCGACGAGUUUUUCGGUUUCAUGAUGGCUGGUCAUGAUACAUCAGCUACUGCCAUGGCCUGGGGGGUAAAGUAUUUGGCCGAUAACCCAGCAAGUCAAGAUCGUCUGCGGAAUGCUCUGCGUGCCGCGCUCCCUGAAGCCGUCAAAGAGAAAAGGGCCCCUACAUACCAAGAGCUCAUCAAGGCUCACGUGCCGUACCUUGAUGCCAUGGUUGAAGAAGUCUUGCGUCAUUCGGGACCAAUUGCUUUUGUCGUUCGCGAAGCUUUGCAGGAUACUACAGUGUUAGGCCGACAUAUUCCUAAGGGUACAAACGUCUUCCUCAUGGCCAAUGGUCCCGGAUAUCUUGAGCACAAUAUGCCUGUCGACGAUAACUCCCGCAGCCCCGGUGCACGCCGCGACCAGAACAAGGCUCUGACCGGCGCAUGGGCUGACGGAGAUAUUGCUGCUUUUAGGCCGGAGAGAUGGCUCAAGAAUGAUGGGAAUGCAAAAGACGAGAGUGAUGGGGUGUUUGAUCCUAUGGCUGGCCCAACGCUAGCGUUUGGAUUGGGCCCGCGCGGGUGCUUUGGCAAAAGGCUGGGCUUGCAAACACUGAAGAUUGAAUUUGCGCUCAUCGUUUGGCACUUUCGACUCUUACCGCUACCAGCUGAAUUGAACGGGUAUGAGGGCAUACAGAGAUUUGCGAGGGAACCUACGCAGUGUUACGUGCGUCUGAAAAAUGUUGAAAUCUAG
Colletotrichum gloeosporioides is the source of this 1752-nucleotide messenger RNA. Its product is annotated as Cytochrome P450 1A1. Lineage: Eukaryota; Fungi; Ascomycota; Sordariomycetes; Glomerellales; Glomerellaceae. Gene Ontology annotation, molecular function: oxidoreductase activity, acting on paired donors, with incorporation or reduction of molecular oxygen; monooxygenase activity; iron ion binding. The record is from RefSeq and is a predicted model, not a curated record. The coding region runs from base 1 to 1752 and encodes 583 amino acids. The transcript has a single exon.